AUUGGAUCAUCACCGGGGGGGGAAAGAGAGCCUGUGCUUGACAAGGUGUUUCUGAUCCUCCCCAUGUUCCCUUUCCCUGGCUUACUUUAGAAGAAUUUGCAAAGAAAAAAUCAGGCAAAGCUGCCACACAGCUUCUGUCUGCAGCCAUCCCUGUUCUCCCUUCCCCUCCCCACCUCUCUCAUCCCUUUACAAACUCUCCACCACCCUCAUCUUUCCAAUUUUGCCAGCUCCAAUUUCAGACUUCCUUUCCUGCCCCUGACAGUUGUCUUUGCAUCUGCCAUCUUCUUCCUCCUGUCAAGCAAGCAGGGGGAAAAAAAAAAAAGCCUUUCUCACUUGAAUUAGAGAUGGAUUUAUGAGGUUCCAUCAGGUCUGCAAGAAAAUGUGGUGGGGAUGCCAGAUGUGCAAGUGUCAUCCAAGAGAGCAGUUGCUUGGCAGGCCAAUGGAGAGCCAGAUUGACUUGAACUGGUACCUUCCCUUUGUCACAACACUGUGCUGUGCAUCUGCCUCCUGCCUGAGACGACAGGAUCUUGUGGGUUAGAAGGGAUGCUGGGCCACAGUGCUCAGGAAAGCUAGAGGGACGUAGGAGAGGAGGGAUCAUCAUGAAUGCUACCAAUGUAGGGCCCUGUGAAACCAAGUACUGGCCCUGCCCAGAUGCUUAUCAGACUUGCAGUGACACCUGUGUUCUUCGCUGCCUUUUGACAUUCUUUGCAAAAGACAAACAGGCAUGCAAUGAUUUCUGUAGUUUCAAUACGUGUAGUCAAAUUGCUGCUUACAGCAUGAUACCAAACCAUUUGUGGUUUUGAUUAGUCAUUCCCCAGGGCAAACUAUAUUUAAAAUAAGGAAGCCUGGUAGAAUAGAAGGUGCCUCGCCUUUUUAAGAAGAAGCUUUAGUUGUAUAACUAAAGACUGGCCUUAAUUUCUUGACUUGCAACUUCCUCCUUUCACCACACCUCCUGUUACUGGCAGAAAAAGAGAGCAAACUCUUGUCAGAGACAGCAGACACAUGCCAAAGAAACUGUGGGAUCCUUCAAAUCUUUUACCUAUAGAAGUUCCAUGUGGAAGUCCGUAUGCUGAGGCUGUGUGUCAUGUUCAUCUACCUUUUGUAUGGGGUGAAAACAGAUCCUGGGAAGACAUGUCCUGCAUUCACAGCUCUCAGCAUUGGCAACGCUUUGAUAGGGACGGAUCUGAAAGUGAAGCUGCUGCUCUACACCAGACAGAACCCAAACUGUGCUGAAGAGCUCAAUUCAACAGCCUCCAACUAUUUAGAUGUGACCAAGAAAACCACCUUCAUCAUCCAUGGAUACCGACUCACAGGCUCUACCCCGGUCUGGAUCCCUGACUUGGUACAUCUUCUGCUUUCCGUAGAAGACAUGAACAUCAUCCUUGUGGACUGGAACCAGGGGGCAACAACUCUCAUCUACAGUAAUGCUUCCAGAAACGGCAAAAAAGUUGCUGAGAUUCUGAAGAAAAUUAUUGAUGAAAUGUUGGUUGAUGGAGCAUCACUUGACUCCAUGCACAUGAUAGGAGUGAGUCUGGGAGCACACAUCUCUGGCUUUGUGGGACAAAUGUUUGGUGGUACACUUGGAAGAAUCACAGGCCUUGACCCAGCAGGUCCCUUGUACAGAGGAAAGCCACCUAGCGAAAGGCUGGAUCCUACAGAUGCACAGUUUGUUGAUGUCAUUCAUUCGGAUACUGAUGGACUAGGUUACACAGAAGCACUAGGCCACAUAGACUUCUACCCGAAUGGCGGGACCGACCAGCCUGGCUGUCCACUGACAAUAUUUUCUGGAUUGCAGUAUUUUAAAUGUGACCACCAGAGGUCUGUUCUCCUGUUCAUGUCAUCCCUGAAGCAGAGCUGCAAUAUCACUGCAUACCCGUGUGACUCGUACAGAAAUUACAGGAAUGGCAAAUGUACCAGCUGUGAAACUUUUUGGCCUAUGCCAUGUCCCAUCCUAGGUUAUUAUGCCCAUAAGUGGAAAAGCUAUUUAACACAACAGAGCCAUCCAGUGACAAGUAUGUUUUUUGAUACAGCAGAAAAAGAGCCAUUUUGCAUUUAUCACUACUUUGUGGAUAUUAUUACAUGGAACACAGACACCAGAAGAGGCACCUUCAGCAUUGUACUAGCUGAUGAAACUGGGAAGAAGGCAGAAUCUAAAGUUAAUCCAGAAGCUGCAGCCUUUCAGCGGUACAACCAAAUCACUUUGCUAAUUGGAUUUGACCAGGACUUUGAAAAUGUAGAUAGAAUUUCCUUGACAUUUUCCACGGGAUCUGUCAUUGGCCCAAAAUUCAAACUCAGGAUUCUCCAAAUGAGGUUCCAGUCACUUACAAAUCCAGAAAGACCACAGCUGUGCAGAUACGACCUUGUCCUGAUGGAGAACACCAAAAAAACCUUCAAGCCCAUCCCGUGUUAGAGCAGGAAUUAAGCCCCAAAUAUGUUAUUUCUGGACAUUACGUCUGUAUGCGGCGAACAUUUUCACAGCCACAAGGGGGGCUCACCUGAAAGU
This is a messenger RNA of Phalacrocorax carbo (great cormorant), 2503 nucleotides long. The record is from RefSeq and is a predicted model, not a curated record. NCBI's taxonomy places the organism in Eukaryota, Metazoa, Chordata, Aves, Suliformes, Phalacrocoracidae.